Patella vulgata (common limpet) is the source of this 2095-nucleotide messenger RNA. RefSeq lists its product as uncharacterized. Gene Ontology annotation, molecular function: nuclear import signal receptor activity; protein binding. The record is from RefSeq and is a predicted model, not a curated record. Lineage: Eukaryota; Metazoa; Mollusca; Gastropoda; Patellidae. Gene Ontology annotation, cellular component: cytoplasm. The coding region runs from base 50 to 1501 and encodes 483 amino acids. The transcript has 12 exons. Gene Ontology annotation, biological process: protein import into nucleus.
GGACUUUGUCGAUCGUGAACAUCCGGGUAAUUGACCUAGAUAAACCAAAAUGGAGAGGAAAUCGCUUUACAAACACAAAACUCAAACCGUUGAGGAGAAGAGAAAUCAGCGAAGACAAGAAGAAAUAGAUCAAAGAAAAGCAAGAAGAGAUAAAUGUGUUAGUGAUAAAAGAUUUCGUCAUAGUUUGAGUGAAGACACAGAUGCUCAAGGAGAUGAAAUUUCUGAGCAAGAGGUUAUUGAUGCAACUAAUGUUCUACUCAAUAAAGAACCAGAAAAGCUUGAAGCUCUUCAAACGUUGAGGAGGGCAUUUGCUCAAGGCACAACAUACAUUGAUACAUUCUUUGGUCAAGAGAAUGCACUAACAUGUUUGGUAGGAAUAUUAACUGGUAAUGAUACAGAUUUACAGUUAGAGGCAGCAUGGUGUGUAACUAAUAUAGCUGCUGGUACAGAUGACCAGGCAUUAGCUGUAGUUAAAGCAGCUGCACCAUAUCUUAUUACCUAUCUCAGUAGUAGUAGUCCAGAUCUCAAGGAUCAGUGUGCAUGGGCUAUAGGUAAUUUAGCUGGUGACAGUGCUGAAUGUCGUAAACUACUAAGUUCACAGGGAUGUGUUACACCUUUAGUCAAAUUAUUAGAGACUGAUACACCUAAUGUUGUGCAAUCAGCAGCUUUUGCUUUAUCUAAUCUUGCCAGAGAAUGUAAUGACAUCGCUAGUGAAAUAGUAAAUGCAGGAGUUAUCCCCCAUUUGGUGUCCAGAUUACAAGAUCCUGGUGUUUCACCCAAAUUAUUAUCAGAAAUAGCAUGGGUUUUAACAUAUCUUACUUCUAGUGGUGAAUAUACAAGUAAAUUAGUAUCCAAUGGUGUUUUAAAACAUAUGGUUAAAAUACUAGUAGAACAAGCUGAUCAACAAGAUGUAGAUGUAUUAACACCAGUAUUGCGAUGUCUUGGUAAUAUUUGUAGUGGACCUGAUGAAUAUAGUAUACAGGCAUUUGAAAAUACCAAAUUAAUUCCUGCUCUUGUUACAUGUUUAAAUUCCGAGCAUCAUCAUAUACCUAAAGAAACACUGUGGGUUCUUUCAAACAUGACUGGUGAGAAGACGGUGUGUGAGAAAGUAACAAAUGGUCCAUUAUUAGAACCUAUUCUAGCUAAAUUAAAGGCUGCUUAUGAUAUAAAAAUAGAGGCUUUAUAUUUACUGUGUAAUCUGGGUUGCCAUGGUGAAGCAGCCUGCUCUGUUCUCAUAUCUAAAGGUGUUGUAGAAACUGUAGCAGCCAUGUUAAAAACACAUGAUGUAGAAUUAUUACAUCUCGUACUUAGUUUUAUUGAAAUGAUGCUACGACUUACAGAUGAGGGUAAGGCAUUGUUCGAGGGAAGCGAAGGUGUAGCAAGAUUAGAAGGUUUGGAAUACCAUACAGAUGAAGUUACACGUAAACAAGCUAAUGAACUAUUAGAGACUUACUUCUACAUAGAUAAUAAUGAAGAGGGUGCAGAGGAUGAUAUGGAAUAGUCUAUUAAUAUGUUUAUAGUGUGCAAGUAUAGAAAUAUAUGUACAUUGCCAAAACAGUUAGAUGGGAUCUAAGAAAAGUAUGACUGUUUUCUGAAUAUUAGGGCUCUAAAAGGAUAAUUAAAUAUAGUAAUGAAUUGAAAUGUAUUAUUGGAACAUUAUGAAAAAUUUUUAUCCAUUGUAUGUCUAAAUGGCAUAUAUAUGGAAAUGAGAUUUUAAAAAUCACAAUUCCACCUAUACUGUAAAGUUUGUACAUUAUAUUUUAACUAGUGAAAAGCAUUAGUUGUUUUAUUAUAGAGAACCACUUAUUAUCAUUAACAUUGUAAAUAUCUUCAUAAAUACCUAUAUUACAAGCAAGGUAUACAUCUUUUUUUUAUGGUAUAUCACAUUUAUUUAGUAUUAGGCAUACAUGUUUCUGAUUUCAUAACAUUAUUUCAUUUGUCUUAAUGCAGUAUAAUGUGCUGUUUUUUGUACUACAGAUCCAAGUGGGAAUUACUCAAUUCCUUUAUCUAAGGACAAUAACCUGUUUUAUAUGAUUUCAUAUUAACAGAUUGUCUAGUCUUGAAAAUUGCAAAUAAAAUCUAAUCCUUAAAAAAU